Molecule: messenger RNA, 24152 nt
Organism: Pocillopora meandrina
Lineage: Eukaryota; Metazoa; Cnidaria; Anthozoa; Scleractinia; Pocilloporidae
Source: the annotation of a GenBank genome assembly
AUGGCAAGGCAUAGAAACUACAGAAAUUAUGCCUACGAAGACGGUAUAGUACAUGUUGAUUGUUAUUCAUUCAAACCAAACGUUAUCUUGUUCUGAGUUACAUCGUGAAGCCCAAACGUGGAAAGUAGAGAUGUUAGGCUUUCUAAAACACGCGCUGAUCGUAGUAAUUCUAUUAGCUCAGAUGUAUGCAACAUGAAGUAAAUGUAUCAGAUUCUCAUUCGGAGAGCUUUACGGAAAUUAUCACCAAGAUUUCAAUGUACAUUUCACCCCAUACUUCAUUAUAUAUGCAUACGUACAAUUUUGCAACAUAGGAUAAGUCUCGGGUAUUUCAGGAUUGUCCAUCUCGUAAAAGACCUUCACAGAUAGCAAGGAAGGUUUCAUAAUCGUAAUAAAUCAUUGGGCUGCAACAAAAUCGUACCAAUUCACUCGGUUGAUUCAUCCCCAAGGUCUUGUUAUGUUCAUGGCUGUAAACUUGCAGUGAUCAAUGUGGGGAAACGAAAAUGUCUAAGAAUGUCUGAUCAAAUGUGAAAUUGAACUCAGUUUCAACAAAAAGUGCAACACCACAUGCACAUGAUGAUUUGUCAGUGAUUGGUACUGACUAUAUUUUGUAGAAGUUAACUUAGAAGUAAGACAAUAUAUGUGUUGCCUUUUGGUCAUCAAUAUUUUUGUUUAACUGUAGACAUGUCUGAUGAUGUGUAUGGUCAUUCAGUGGAGGAUUAUGACAUAGCAGUAUCACCAACCACUGGUAGGGGUUAUGUAUACUUUUAAAAUUUGGUAGGGCUAAAAGGUGUAAUUGGUAUUACCCCUUUAAAUCCCAGAAGUUAUUAACAUAUAACCUCUCCUUAAAGUAUCUAUACAUUAUCCAGCAGACAGGUCAUGAGAAUACUCAAAUUUAUCAGGGAGAAGUUGUUAUCUUGAUUUAACACAAAAUUCUUGCUACUAAUUUACAAGGGAAUGUGUAGUAAAAAGAGUUUGGGUUUACCCUAAGGUAAAUAUUGUUUGAUGAAAUUGAACAACAAGCUGAUGUUGGGUUAGAAGAAAGUCAAAUUUUUUUAUGUUACUUGUAAGGAACCAUAAAUUCAUGUACGCUGUAUGUGACUUACAGAAAACAUAAUUUUUUGGAUGAAGAGAAUGGCUGUGAGGGGAGGUCUGUGUGAAAUUAUUUAAUCAGUUGGUCAUUAAAAGGUAGUAAGUUUAAAAAACUUGUGACUGUGUAAGUCAUGUCAUAGGUGUUGUUUAAUUGAGUGGGACAUAAACUAACAAUAUUUCAUUGAAUUUUAUUGCACAUCAGCUGAGGAAUUCCUGUUCAGACGUAGCAAUAGUCGGGACCCAAAUCUAUCAGCAUACAUGGCUGAUAGAUUUGGCAGAGUGGAAGAAGAAGAUGAAGAAGAAUCUGAUGACGAACCUCUGGCUACAUCACAGGACUACAGAAGACCUCAGUUAGAUCCCAGGAGUGAAGGUAAAAUACUAAAGGAAAAGGAAUGAAAACAAUAUGGAGAUAAGGGAAAUCUGAAUUUCAAGGCUGGAACCUUACACUAACAUCUUAAUAGAUAUGCCGUAACUGAAAUCAUGCAGAUUUGUGGUCAGUCCAUUGAUUUAAUUUAAAAUCCACACAGUUAUAGUGUUAGACUUGAGCAAAAAAAAUACUUUAUAUGAAAAAAUGAAAUUGUGGUUAUUUUUUUAACAUUUUUAUUUUGAGUGCAACUAUCUGGAUACUAAAUUUACUAUCUAGUUUAAAAUUGAUCAUCACAUAUGACUCUCUUACACUGGGUUUUCAGAAAAAUUAUCCUCUUGUUUGGAUCAACUUCAUUCUAUUCUUGGAGAGAACUUAGAUGAAUGCACUGCUGUGACGGCAGUUAUUCAGCACAACUUUGACUUAGAGAGGGCUCUGGAUCAAAUUCUUAGUGGUGGUAUGUUCUACUGUGUAUGUUACAGGUCAAAUUAUGUUCAGGUUCAUAAUCGUACAGGUUGGAACAAUUUUUUUUACAACGAGGUACAUGGCAAUGUUGAUUAAACCUUGCUAAUUUUUAAUUUUUGUAAUUAUUUCAUUUUUUGGAAUUGUCCUUGUAAAAAUAUUUUGUGGCUGGUGCUACAUGGCAUUUCAUCUCGCCCGAGAGACUUAUCAGAUACUUUUUGUAAAUUCCAAGCAAACUCGCUAAGCAUCACACUCAAAGUCAUGUUUGUGAAGUCAAGAUGUUGGCAGUCUGGCCCUCUAUGACAGAAGGAUUCCUUACUGCACAUUCACAAGUAACAAAAAUCGUGCCAUGUCUAAUGAGAGAGUUCGGGAUUUAGGAUUAUUGUUAAUAUGUUGUCUUGUGUUGUUUGUCUGCUAACCAUAGAAGUGUUUAACAGAUAGAUGAAGGUGGGUUGAUUUCAUUGAUUUCAGGUUAAUUCUGUUUUUAUUUUGUUUUUCCAGGGGAAAAACAUGACAUCAAGGAUAUUUCACGUCCAGCUGGAAGUAAAGGUGAGCUUAUAUAAGAACACAAUGACUAGAGAAAUUUUCAGUUGAGUACUAAAAGUUAACCCUUUACACCUAACAUCAGUAUGCAAGUUCUCCAUACUGUUCUUUAUACAUUUCUUAUGGUGCUCGAAGGAGAACUUGUCUAACAAUCAAGAGCUUCUUGAGUUUCCAACCAUUUCUGUUAUUCUCAUGAACUUAAUGUUUAAUUUAGGGGUAAUACUGUUAGGAGAUAUUAGAUACUUAUCACUCUUAGGAGUUAACCCUUUAACUCUCAUGAGUGACCAAGAGAGAAUUUCUCCUUACAAUAUCAACACAAUAUCAAGCAUAGAAGUGAUGAGAAUAAAGUAAACUAUCAAUUAGGAGAUUAUUAGUUGAUCCAAUACCAAAUUCUCCAAACUGACAUCAUGAGAAUUGUAUGUCAGACAGUAAAAAGAAUUACUAAUGAGAUCUUGGGAGUUAAAGGAUUAUGAGGGGAUACUUUGGUUGUACGUCUUCUGGCUCUAUGAUAAUAUUAGUCCAGAAAACUUUUGUCACCCCAACGAAUCAGGUGCAACGUCAGAACCAAUUGAGAUCUAAUCUCUGGCAUUUUCUCAUACUUAGCCCCACAACCCUUGACUCCCAGAUCAAAUUUGUAAUUUUCCUUACUCUCAACCAUACAAUUCUUAGAAUGUUAGUUUGGAGAAUUUAGUUUUGGAUCAACUAUUUAUCCCCAAAUUGAUAUUUUUCUUUAAUCUCGUCACUUAUCUGGUUAAUAUAGCAUUGAUAUUGUAAGGAGUUUAAGGGUUAACCCUUUAGAGUGACCAGCAUCUGAUUUCUCCUAACAAUUUCACCCCUCAAUCAAUCAGUUAGGUCACAAGAAUAAAGGGAAUGGUCAUCAACGAAAGAGGUUCUUGAUUGCUUAACAAAUUCUCCUUGUCAGCACUUUAGGAUAUGUAUAGAGAACAGUAUGGAGAAUAUACAUACUGAUGUUAGGGUGUAAAGGGUUAAAGAAGAAGCAUGCCCCACUAACCAUAUAAUUUUAUAUAAUAAGUUCAGUUAUGCACGCAUUCUGAUUGGUUAUCACUUAUGAUCUAUUGGAGGACAGACAUAUAGAUGACGUCAUCAUUAAAACUUUUUUUAAUUCUUUAUUAUACAAAACGAACAGAUUCCAAGUUGCCAUGCAUCUGUUCAGUAAUAGAUCACAGAGGGCAUCAAAAUGUGGUAAGAACAUCACUGACACACUCGGCUGCGCCUCAUGUGCCACUUUUUUGUUCUUACCACAUUUUGACAUCAUCUGUGAUCUAUUACUGAACAGAUGCACAGCAGCUUGGAAUCUAUUUGUUAAGUUGACUUCACCAUUGAGAAGUUUUUAUGAAAUUGUAGCACCAUCAUCAUUAUGGUCACUUUUAAGUAUUGCCUUCAACAGUUCAUAAACUAAUUUUAUGCCUGUUUGUUCUUCUUUUCCAUGUUCUUCCUGUUGUAUGGCUUUCACAAGGUAAGAUUGUGAAUUAUUUCAAACCCAGUCAGAAAAACAGGUUCAAGUCAAUGAGCAAAAUAGACUAUGCAAAAAAGCUGUUGCAAAGCAGUUGUCUGCAGGUAGAAAAAAGAAUCUCAAAACAACUAAAGAAACAACUUUGUUGGCAAAUAAUUCUGGCUCAGUAAGUUUGUCAGGCAUUUCUCCUACGGCAUUAUCUUUAAACACUUUGGCUCAAGGAUCAUCUGCUGACAACUCGUCAUCAAAUGACAGUGUUUUGCGCAAACCAACCAUCGCAGCAUCUUUGUCUUCAAACUCAAACACAAAAUCUGUUGGGUCGUUUAAUAUAGAUGGAGUAUCUGUAUCUGAACCUCCUCACACUGUGUCACCUCCCACUUCAUUAUCAUCGGCAGCAGUUGCUCAGUCGCACCAAGCAAGAGUCAGUGAUGGAUCAGAGAUGCCAGCACAAAGUGUUCUGUUAGCAGCCCCUCUAAGUAGCUUGUCUCGCUCAGGAGGGUCAUUAUCUGUACGGUCAGUGACAUCUCUUUCAGUUCCUCUUAGCCAUCUUUCUGGCCUAGGAGGACUACCAUCUUUGUCAGAGUCACAGAACACAGAUAAUAACAAGCUCCCCCUGACCUUGGGCAGUCUAUUGCAGUUGUCUCAGCAAGGUCCUUUGUCAACUCAGCCAGUGACAUCUUCAUCAUCAUCUCUAUUGUCAGUUCCUCUAAGCAGUCUUUCAGGGCAGUUAGGAAUGUCAUCAGUUUCAAAGCCAGUGAAGGAUGGCACUAACAACCCUCCCUUGACUUUGAACACUUCACAGUCACAGUUAUCUUCCCAACAGGGCUCAUUAUCAGGACAAGCAUUGCCAUUGUCAUCAUCAUCUCUUCUUUCAGUUCCUCUCAGCAGCCUUUCAGGCCAAAUAGGAGAAUCAUCACUGUCAGAGCCGCCAAACAGUGGUCUCCACAACCCUCCCCUGACAUUGAAGAGUUUGUCAAGCAGCCCUCUGCUCUCACCUCUUAAUAGUGUCUCACAGAAAGGCAGUGCAUCCACUAGUGAAACAACCCUUGGAUCUUUACUUAACUCUACAUCCAAAAGCUCUGCAUUUUCCUUACCCCUUAGGAACUUGGCUGAGAUUUCAAAAUCAGGGUCAGAAUCAGGAGAGGUUAUUACACAAGGACCUUCAUUGUCAAUGCUGCAUGGCAGUUUAUUGCAUGUAGGACACUCUCCAGGAAGUGGAAUGGACACAUCACCCUCAAAACUGUCUCAGUCAUCUGGCGCAUCCCUUUCAUCAAGUCCACUAUCAAAUGUUGGUACUUUAAAUGGAAAUUCUUUGGUUCUCAAACUAACUGACCUGAAGAUCCAUGGCAAUUUAAGUGGCAUUCACCAACAGGAGAACGAUCAUAAUCACAACCAGACAAUGGAACACAAAGGUGUAAAAACACCUGUGAUGCCCUCCAUGUCUGACGUGCCUGUGAACCAAGAACAGUUAAAAUCAGUGCAUGCUGGGAAUAACAAACCAAUACGUGUUGCAACAAGUGCAAAAAAAGAUCCUGUCAAUAUUUACAAGGGCAAAAGAACAAAAAAGCAUUUAGAGGUAGAAAGAGAUGGUGGUAAAACACAAAUAAGACCGUCUCCAUUGAGAGCAAAACCGACCAUGUUUGCUUUAACAAUGUGCUCUGCCCAUAAUGCAGCUGCUCAAAGAGUCGUCAAGCAGCUUUACAAUGCAGAUCUCUCCAACAUAACCCCUUUUGACUUCUCCUUGCCUUCACCUGAUGAUAUUGUGAAUGAAAAGCAAAAGAAAGCAUUUUUAAGAAAGAAAUGACAGUCAAAAGGAAUUCAAGAAAAAAUUACACAUUGAUUAGGCUUAGAUAUGCAAUAUACCAAGCACGGCUGAUUUUAUUUCAUUGCUUGACAGUAAUUAAAUUGAAACAGAGUAAAACUUCAUCAAUAUAAUAUUUCAAUAUGAAGUUUUAAAAAAAAAACACAAUUCUAGAAAGCAAGAUAAUUUUUCCCCCUGUAAUUGUCUAUAUUUUUAAAAUUUGUGUAAAUUUGCUGUUGUUUUAAAUAUUUACAGCUAAAUGUAUAUGUUGGAAAGUUUGACCCAAUUGUAAGUUUUAUUGACUAAAUUAUGUUGCUGGGGAAACAAAGAACAAAUUGUAAUGUCUUAUUUGUAUUUUAAGAGAUCAUACUGCACCAAAGUUGUUUAGUUGUGUGAUGUUUGUCUAAACACUGCAUUUGAAUUCCAAUGUCAGUAUUGCUGUUAACCCUUUAACUCCUAUGAGUGACCAAGACAGAAUCUCUCCUUGCAAUGAAACAUCAAGCAGAGAAGUGACAAGAAAAAUAUAUCAAUAUGGAGAGUAUUAGUUGAUCCAAUACCAAAUUCUCUAAACUAACAAAACAAGAAUUGUACGGCAAAAAGUGAGAAGGUUUACUUAUUAGAUCUAAGGAGUGAAAGGGUUAAAUUUUCUCUCAGGUUGAUUUGCAAUUUCCUCUGUUACAUGUCUUGAUUUUGAACCAUAAGGUAAGACGACAAUUAUUAAAAAGAAAUUUAAAAUCAACCUGGGAACUCUCUCUAACUCUUUACCUGAAAGGAAAAAUAAAGUGCAGUCUAAAAAUUACUUUCUUAUAAAUGUUAAUUGUAUAUUUAGUGAUAUAGUGAUUUUGCUGUGAUAUUCUUUGAAAUAAAAUCCUUCAGAUUCAAAUGUUCAUAGUUUUUUUUUUCAAUUAUCAGUAACUAGUAGAUUGAAAUACACAGCUAGAGAUAAGGUUAUAGACCACUUAACUUAUAGUACCUCUUUGUACAAAGGGGUACAUUUUACCUCCCCACAAUGAGCUUUCCUUCUCUGUUUUCCUCUUCUACCAAUAUUUAUCACUGGUUUGUCAACCUGCUUUUCAGUUCUCCUUAUUUCAGUUUGUGAGGCUCCUAUCACCUCAGGCUUUCCUGCAAGAGUAGAGCAGGAUGCCUUUCCUCUGGUUGUGGAGGAAGGGAAGGGGGAGACAACCUCCUUGUGUUAUCCCUGCCUUCUGUUCACUUUGCGUUAGUCAUCCGCUCCCCCUUUCCCUUCUAAAAUGAUUUUUGUCGUUUUUCACUCUUACCAUGCCAUUUAAUCCUUUCACCCCCAUGAUUCAAAAAUCAAUUCUCCACACUGUCUACCAUACAUUUUUUUUAGAUUUGAGCUCUGAGAAUUAGGUUUAAAAUCAAGUCAUUUCCCUCAGGUGAUAUUUUUUUUCUUUAUUUUUAUCACCUUUUUCCUGGAAAAUAUAUUAAUGCUGAAAUUUCUCUUUGGUCACUCCUGUGGGUGAAUGGACUAACCUGGAUAUUAUGAAAAAAGUGGCAGUUUUGAAAUAACUGUUAUGGUUUAUACAUCAGGUAACUCUAGCAGUGUACAAAAAGAUCCUGAACCACAGAUCAAGCUUCAUCAUCCUCUCCUGAAUAAUGCAGCAAGCAACAACAAGAAGGAAGGUGUGUUGGACCCAGUCACUCCUCUGGUUACAGCUCUGUCAGAAAAGGCAUCAUUGGGCUUUUCAACUCCUUCAACUGAAAAAAAGAAAUCAAUGGAAAGGUAAGAGUGAAACCACUUUUUGACAGUACUCCUUCGCACCCUUAAAUCAGUAUGUAUAUUCUCCAUACUGUUUUCUACACAUUUCUCAAAGUGCUAAGAAGGAGAACUUGUUUAACGAUCAAGAACUUCUUAAGUUGGUGAUCAAUUCUAUAUUCACAUGACUGUAAUGUUGGAUUCAUGGGUGAUAUUGUGAGGAGAAAUUAGAUGCAAGUCACUCUUUGGGGUCAAACUGUUAAUUUAUUCAAAUUUCUUUCAAAGUCACAACUAGCUUUGCACUUUCCUGCAUAACUAUCAAAAAAUAGAUGACUGUGGACCAGCAACAAAAAUAACACACUGCAAAGAUUAUUUUGAUUAAAAUGUCACUCUUGUGUUGAUAAUUCUAGUUCAUGCCUUUCUUAUCUUACCUUAGUAAUAAACAAGAGCUGCAUUUUCCUUGCUCUUUUCCCCAACUGCCAGCUAUGCUCUUUUUCAGUCAUCAGACUUCUCAAAUUCUAAUUCAGAGGAUGUGUUAAGUUUUAAGUUUCUAUUCUCUAGCUCUCCUGAAGUACCACUUGAAGAAGACACAGACCAAGCUAAAUCAGCAGACACUAGCAAACAAAGAAUAGCUGCCAAGAACAGAGAGAAGGAGGUUGAAGUCAUCAUUUUUUCAUAUUUUUUGAUAUUCUUAUGAUAUGCAGUUCAUUCCUUUAUCAUAGUCAUUAAUCUACAGUUACUUGUUUGGCUUUAAUUCUCAGAAGUGAUUAACAUGUAACUUCUCCCCAUAAUAUCCAUACAUUACUGAGCAAACAGGUAAUGAGAAUACUCAAACUUAGACAGGCAGAAGUUGUUAUCUUGAUCUAUCACCAAAUUCUCGUAACAAAUUUACCAGGGAAUGAGUAGAAGCAAGAGGGGAGAAUUAACAAUCAAAUCCUGGGAGUUAAAGGGUUUAUUAAUCAUUUUUCAAUUUGAGUUUGAAUAAAGACAUUUAACAUUUAAGCACUUGAAAAGAAUCCUGAAAAAAUUAGGCUUCUACAGGAUUCAAACCUAGGCUUCUCAGAUACUUGUUAGGCGCAACUACCAACUGACCUACAAAGCGACAGGUUGGAAGCAGGGCAAAUUUUUUAGGGAGUUCUUCUUUCCUGUAUAGCUCAUCAGCGAGGAUCAAUGCCUCAUUUGAUCUUCAAUUGUUAGGUCUAACGAGAUCAUUGCACUAUUUGAUAAUCAACCUGUAGGUCUAAUGAAACUUUUUCAUCACAAAUUGUAUCACAUUCCUCCAUGGGAAAGAAGCCUUGCUAGCAACUUUUGCUUUAUUUGGUAGGUCAUUAUUAUCAAAUGCCUCAUAAAUUGUAUUCACUUCAAUUUUUGACCACAGGUGCAAGAAGAGUAUGACAGGCGUCAGAGAGGAAAAAUUCUUCUUAAUUUGGUGGUGAUUGGUAGGUAAUUCCACAAUUCAAUUUUCCUGAGUUAAGAUUAUAAUCUUGGAACAAAAAAAAUCACCCUUAAAAAUGUUUAAAUGUGGUUGAACUUUAAAUGAUCACCAUCUAUGUCUAAAAUUUGCUGACAUCAAGAUGAUAAAAUCAUGGGCUGUUGGUUAGCUCUCUCAAAAUCACUGUUAGCUAAUAGAACAGAUUAUUCCUACAUCAAUUUUCAGUUGAUUGAGGCAUGGAAAAAGUUUAGCAACUGGGCUUUUAUGGUGAAGUAACAGUGUUGUCACAGGCAACCUUCCUUGGUUCCAAUGGUAACCAAAUCUCAAGGGCUGUGUGUCACCAACCAUCAAACGUAAAAGCCAUCAAAGGAAGUCAAACAAUAAUUUGCCACUUGAAAAUGUGGUCUUCAAACUUCCCUCCUGCCCCACUCAACUGAAAAUCACAGUAUUUUGUCAAGUACUGACAAAUGACUGAAUUGCAAUUAAAAUUACUUUAAUUUUUUUGUCAGGUCAUGUUGAUGCUGGGAAAAGCACACUCAUGGGUCAUCUUCUUUAUCGUCUUGGAGAUGUUUCUAAAAAGUCGAUGCAUAAAUAUCCUUUUCAUUUAAAAAAUUUAUUCUAUAAAUUAUUUGUCAAAUAGUUUAUUAUAGUUUAUACAUUGUAGAGGAUUUUUAUAAUUUUUACAAUUUGUAAGAACGAUUUGACAUUGUUUAUUCAAAUCAUCAGAGCAGGGACAAGAGGAUUAUUGCUCAUUUAGGAUCCUGAAUUUUAAGUACUUCCAUUUAUAUAUUACGAAUUAAUACAUGUAGAUCUUGCCUUCCUAAAAAGUUUUUUUAGUGAUAAAGUAACAAUGGGAUUACUGAAUUGUGAUUUGAAGAAUAUUUUGCAAAACCGGUAGCAACUAAAACUGAAUUUUGAUGGCACUUUCUAUGUAAUGCUUGUCUCCUCUUACCACGUUUUUGAAAAACCAUCCAAGUUAAAAUGUUUCCCUUUGAGACAAAGUCUAUAAACCCUUUACACCCGAUGAUCAGGAUCCAUUUUCUCCUUACUCUUCUCUCUUUUGAUACUAAAAAGGAGAAUUUGUUUAACAGUGCAAGCUUUUUAGCUUGGCGACCAUUUCCUUCAUUCUCAUAUUUUUAAUGAAUGGAUCAGCAGUAUUACUGUAAGGAGGAAUUAGAUACUGGUCACUCUUAGGGUUUAAAGGGUUAAGAUUCAGGAACUUACCUGGAAGCUUGGCACCCCAUCCCAUUAACUGCACUAUAAAGCUUCCAGGAAAGUUGGCAUUCUGUUAGUUAUCCUUGGCAAUGUGUCAGUAGCCUGUGAGCAGGAGCUCAUUUUUAGCCUAGCAGGACCCGCAUUUCUCCAUGUGUGGGCAGAUUUUAAAUGAGUUGUUGGGAGGUUUACUGGGUAUCAGGCUUUAACCAUGUGCUAGACCCAUUGCAGAUCUUUAGCCGGCUUGUACUAACAAUGUAGAUCUCACAUAAGUAACCUUUUCUUAACUGGAAUACAUAUGAAAUGGAGAGUAAAAAAGCAGGAAAAGCUUCUUUUGCAUAUGCCUGGGUUCUGGAUGAGACUGGCGAGGAAAGAGAAAGGUAAAUUACCUAUUUAACAAAUAGAUUCCCUGUUGCCAUGCAUCUGUUCUGUAACAGAUCACAGAUAAAGUCAAAAUGUGGCAAGAACAAAACGUGGCUGGUCUCUGAUGUCCUGACCAUAUUUUGACUUGUCCUGUUAUCUUUUACUGAACAGACCCAUGGCCACAUGGAAACUAUUUGUUUCCUUUGAUAAAAGGCAAAAUGUUGUUAAUGGUGAGGUCAUCUAUGGGUCUUGUCCUGUAAUAGAUCAUAGGUAAGGACCAAUCAAAAUGCAAGCAUAAUUCAGCUUAUUAUGUAAUAAACCUAACCCUAAUCAAUUAAUUUUGUACUGUGGCAAGGAAGGGGAUAUGUGUUGUUGUUAACCAAUCUGAGUGAUAUGUUGAUUUUUUGACAGGGGAAUAACAAUGGAUGUUGGUUUAACAAGGUUUGAGACAGAAACCAAAUUGAUAACACUCAUGGAUGCCCCAGGACACAAAGACUUCAUUCCAAAUAUGAUCACUGGAGCAGCUCAGGUUUGUUAACUUUUUGAUUCCUCAGCUGCAUUAAGUGACAUAAAUAGUUGUUAAUUGACAGGGUAGUGUUGCAAUACUACAGAAGUAAUGAGUAAUUACCAUAGCAGACAACCAUGAGUCUAUGAUCAGUCCAUCAUAGAUGCUGCUGCAUUGCAACAUGGGACAGGCCUCCGCAGCUUGUUAUGCUGCUUCAUCACACAUUACUCAAUGCCAAGUAGACUUUGCACACGAGCUAGAGAAUCAGGGGUGUUCAAUGUCCCCACCCACCCCAUGAUGGUAAGACCUCAUAUAUGGAGUCCAUGUGCCGUGAUCUUUCAGAAAGUGGUGUAAGUUUUCAUCUGCACCCUCUGAAUGGAUUGAAAGAAUGUAGGAGAUAAGGCAAUAGCUUAAAGUAACUUUUUGGUUUUUCAAAAAUUGUGGUCACCUGGAUGAAAGCUUUUAAUGAUAGUUUGCAAGGGUAGAUAAACCCCAAAGAAGAAAUAGUAAACUAAACGAGAAUGAGAACGGUGAAGAAUGGACAAGAUAAAGCAGAUCUGAGAUUUAAAUGACAAAUUGUAAAUUGAAGGUAAAAUUUUGAAAAACUUUCAAACUGUGUGUUAGCUGCUGUAACAUCACUAUCUAAUAUGUUUGCCAUCUAAACUAGCAUGAGCACUUUUUUGCAGACAGUUUUAUCUUGUAGUUUAUGUUUUCUCUGUUGUUGUUGUGUUAUUUUUGGCUCUGUUGUUGUUGUUGUUUUUCUUUGGGCUGCAUUGACUGGUAUCUUUGGUGAUCCCAAAGAGUGAGUAACAUCUAAUUUCUCCUUACAAUAUCACCCUUGAAUCAGAUAUAAAGGUCACGAGAAUAGAGGAAAUGAUCACUAACUUAAGAAGCUCUUGAUUGUUAAACGAAUUCUCCCUGUCUGCACCUAAGGAAAUGUGUGGUGAACAGUACGGAGAAUAUUUAUACUGAUGUUUGGGUGUCAGGAGCUUAGAAGAAAUUGUUGUCUGUGCAAUUAUCUGUCAAAAUGAUAUUCUGAGGUUUAAUCUUAGGCUGACGUCGCUGUGUUAGUAGUUGGCUCCAGCACUGGUGAAUUUGAAGCAGGAUUUGAAGCUGGUGGACAAACGAGGGAGCAUGCGUUGCUUGUCAGAUCACUGGGUGUAACGCAGGUCAUAGUGGCUGUCAACAAGCUUGACAACGUAAGUAGUUUUUAUAUAAUAAAGUAGAAGUUUUGUAUGAGCACGCAAGAUUCUAUAAACAAUUUUUUAUGGAACUUGCUUCUUGAGUGAUAUCCAAACUAUCCAAGUUGUUCAUAUUUAGGUGAAGGCACAGUAACAUCCUGUACAAAUGUUUUGUUUUCAGGUUGACUGGUCAGAAGCCAGGUACAAUCAUAUUACAGGAAAACUCAAGCACUUCCUAAAACAGGCUGGGUUUAAGGUAUGUUCAUCUUUGUACAAGUUACGUAAAAUGUGUAAUACCUCCCUCCUCUCCCCUCCCCUCUUACCCCGGGUUUGAUUUCGCUCUUUCACUUUGGAAGAUAACCGUAGAGAAAUAGGUCUCAUAACAAUUUUCUGUCCUUGAUAGGAGUCUGAUGUGGUAUACGUUCCCUGUAGCGGUCUCACUGGUGAGAAUCUAACAGGGUCUUCCAAAGAGCCUCUGCUGCGCGCGUGGUAUAAUGGACCCUCCUUACUGGACAGGAUAGGUACAAAAUCAGUCCUUAAAGAAAGAUGUUAAAUAUUUGUAACGAAUAAUGAACAUAGGAAUGAGUAUAUUCUCCGUGAUGCGUAAAACACUGCCAGUUCUGAUUUGGUUGUCAGACGCUUUGCCAACCUAAGGGAACUCUUUGGCAAGUUUGGCCUUAUACUAGAGUGCAGUUCGGUUGAUUGUUGUUAAGCCUAAACAAGAUUUUCCCCAUUGGCCAGUCGUAAGAAAGGAAAUAUCACAAAGAACCAAUGAGAACCUAAGGUAAAAACACGGUAAAGUCUUUUAAGCGGGGGAAACGUGACUUGCAAAUUCGCGAUUGGCUUAAGUUUUGAAUUGGUUGAUUUCACGAAUGGCGCGAGUUUUCUUGACCAGCUUGAAAGCGUGCUGAAGAGAGACAAAAAGCCAUCCCAGACUACUUUCAAUUGGAAAUUGAUUUUACGUGUCGAGCACACUGCUAUUGCUAAGUUCAGUAGUCAUUGUCAAAAGCAUCAUGCGUGAUUAGUAAGAGGAAAGGAUGCGAAAGAUAGAAUAGCGAGCUUGUUCGUUCAACAUGUAAGUUGAAUGAAUAAAGGGGGUAAAUUUCUAAAGAAACUGUGGUACUGCGUCGAUGGGAGAAUAUAACAUGGUAAUUGACUUUUGUCAACGGAGUUGAUAACGUAAACUGGCCACCGUGAAGAGUUUCAAACCCGACGGUUCGAGCGUUAGCACUUCGCCAGAGGAAUUGUUGGUUGUGUGUGGGUUUAUAUGCAGAAAAUGGAGCCACGUUCUGCACAUAAACAGACACACGGGAGAAAUUAUUAUUUGUUAUGUUGAAGCAUUGAUGUCACCUGUAACAAAAGGUCAAAUAUUUCCAGUUCUGGAAAUUUUAAUUUUUUUUUUCAAUAGACAAUUUUAAGCCUCCAAAGAGGGACUUGGACAAGCCAUUUCGGUUUUGUGUGUCAGAUAUUUAUAAGGGUAAGUUUUACUUUGUGUGGAUCUGGAGUAAACUUGAUAUUUAACUAUUUCUUUGGAAAUAGAAGCUGGUUUGGGCCAGUUUUUUUUUUUAAGGUGAUUAAAUCGCCAUUAUUGCUUGAUCUUAUCCUUGUUUUUAAAGCAGAGAUAAAAGUCUAAUUACUUAACCUUUACAUUCUAACACCAGUAUGCAUGUUCUCCAAUAUGAGGUCUAGUUUCAUUAAAACCCUAAACCCAUUCAACACGAGACUUUUAUUAUUACAAUGUUAGAACACUAACAACACUUUUUUAUGUACUUAGGAAUGGGAGCAGGAAUAAACGUAACUGGUAAACUGGAAGCUGGUAGACUUCAUGUCGGUGACAAGAUUGUCGUUAUGCCAGCAGGAGAGCAAGGACAGGUGAAAGGUGAGCAAAACUUAGUUUACAAAUGAUGGUUGCGAGGCAAAAUUAAGGAAGAGCGCACUUUGAUUGACUGGUUAAGUGAUUGAUAGAAAGUCGCAAUGGCCAAUCAGAAAAGGAAAACAUUGCAAGCACCCAAUGGAACACAAGUUGAUUGGUCGAGAAUUCGGCGCGAGUUUCCUAGACUAAUCACAAAGCGUGAUGAAGAAAAAACCAACGCAAUUCAGUAUUGCUUUUGAGGCGCAAUUUUAAAUUUCCCAGACUAACUUUGGGCCUCAUUAGAAGCCAGUAGUGUAUGUAAAAUCCUGGCUUCAAUGAGAAGUAGUAAGUUGUUUGGUUUCAACAUUUGUGUUGCCGAUUCUAACUUCUUGGACAAGCUGAAUGAAUAUUCAUCAGAGCAUGUUUGAGUCAGUUCCAUCAAAAAGGAUAGUAAUAAUUAAGCCGCCGUUUUUAUCAUUUCGGAGCAUGCUGUUCCUCGUCAACAGUUUUAGAAACGGUUAUACGCUGAGCAGAAUGUUUUUUAAUCCUUGCUGCAAACCGUUGUUGGGCUAGCACAGGCAGCCCAGCAUAUGAGAAAGCCUUUCUCUUCAGUCUUGGAGCAAUUUGAUCAGCUCUCGACUGACUAUGGUCAUCUCCAGAGGAGUCCCUGAACUCUUCUGUGUUUUGGACUUUACAGGGUGGAAGCUUGGCAGAAGGGCGGAAAGUGUCCAUCUGUUGUUCUUUUUGUAAUUUUAACAGAGUCGGCAAAGCAUCUUUUGUCACUAGUGUUCCUGUGAACAAAUUAACUAUAGUUAUACUUUUGAACUGAGUUUGGAAAAUAAUGCGGAAAUGUCAAAGUUUUGUUUGCCCUCUGAGUGGUUCAGGAAACCUGCUCUAUUCUCUCGUCCAAUCAGGCGAAAGUCUGAUCGUUAACUGGUCACCUGCGUUUUCCCGCGCUACAGAUCGAGUCUGAUUGGCUCCUUGUGUAAUUUAAAUGUUGUUGGCCACGGUGAUUACUUUGGUUUUGGGUUUCAUGACUCUGAGUCAAAAGCGCUGUAUAAUAUUCUACCGAUGUAUUAUGAACGAACUAAAGUUGCCACCGUUAACAUAGACGUUAAUUACACUUAAACUUCGCAAUUCCAUGCUGUCUAGCUCUCUUGACAAACUCAACUCAGACUGUUAGCGUCCUCAGGUGAUAUUACCAGGUUUAUUAUGUGUUUCAAUCUGAACAGAACUUUAACUUGGUGUAACUUACCAGUACGAUCAAGAAGCUUAUGGGGUUUGUCAAGCUUGUCUUGUGCCGACAUUCUCGCCUGAAAUGCUGCUGAUCUUUUAAUGUGAACAGUAAUCGUGAGCUGUUUUGCCACUUCUGGGAACUUUGCGCUAAACAAAGAGAAACCAAAGUAGAAUUACUAUGAUCUUCCAUGAACCAGAAACUAAGCCGUUUUCUGCCCGUAAUCACAACUGUGUUAAUUUUUUUCCUUUUUAAUUGGCCGUUGUGAUUACGUUAGUUUUGGUUUUAUAAUAUCAAAAAUGGGCGUUAUUGAUGAAUAUGGACUGGAGUACCUAAAGUAAGGUGAUAGCUUCUGAGAUGCACGUGUUGUCCUCGUUCUUCUCCAUUCGUCAGCAUUUUUUAAAACGUGAUUAUCACGUGCAGCAGUGCUCGCUUUACCACAUUCUCGGAGCAACUGUGCACAUCGGAUAUGCCCCAUUCUUUCUGCUAAUAUCAGUGGAGUUUCACCCAAGUCGUUUCUCUGAUCAAUAUCCAAACCGUAUUUCCUCAUCUGUUCAAGAAUCAUUCGUGUUAUCCCAAGAUUUCCUGAAGCAGACGCAUGAUGCAAAGCUGUGUUUCCGUUGCAGUCUUUAUCAAGCCACGGAAUCUCUCUCUUCUCUAUCAUGACUGAAACUAACUUAAUACACUGCUUCAUACAACAGUAACUAAAAACUGAGAUACCGAAUUCGUCUUUAUGCUCCACUCCGGCCCCAUGUCGUAGCAAAAUACGCCCCAAAGACACCCUUAAGAAUUCAUUGUCAAGAUCGCAGACAAGGCGUAGCGGCGUGCACAUGCGCGAAUCGAGUUUAUUGACGUUGCAUCCCACAUUUGUUAGAAGACGUACUUGUUGUUGAUUACGACGAAUUAUUGCCUGAUGAAGUGUUGGCAUGGCUGUAAUUUAGAGACCUAAUGACUGUUAUCGGGAUCACGAGAGUUACUUGCUGCCUGAACUGAAAAUACACAAUUGUUGUUAAUUGCUGUGACAAUGCUACCUUGCCAACAAAAGAACUGAGCCUAAGGGUUAAUCGUAAUUCAACACCUCACCAUUAAACCGAGCGUGCUUUUCGGUACAAUUUAUGUCUAAAUCUGGAGGCCAAAAUGCCUCAUUUUGUUACGUUUUUCUUCAUAUUUUGUGGAUUUUUCACAUUGUUACAGAACAUUUUCCUUAACCUCUGUGUUCUAUUGUGGAAAACGACAGUAAUUGCGGCCCCCAUACUCUCUUUGUUAUUUUCCUCCGCAACAAUGCAUAAUUCACCUUUGAUUCGUAUAAUCAAUUUUUCCGUUUUCAAUUCAUAUUAAUCCGUUUUAAUCAGUUAACUCUAACUAAUUUGAACCAAAAUUACUUUUGAUUGAGCAUAAUUCCUUGUUAAUUAAUAACAGGAUAAUUAAAAUUCAAUACCAACCCGAUUAGUUGAACCCCCGCUAUCUCGAAUGAUUUGUUUCCCUUGGGAGUUCGAGCUAGUAGAGUUCUGUUGUAUUGAUAUCAUUUUUUUUUCUUGUUUUAAGCCAUGAAUAUCUUGUGGCUUUUUCCUAUUUGAGGAAAUUUUCAAUAAUUACAUAGCAAUUAUUUAAAGCAUACCCAAAUACUAUGAACUAGCUCAUUUAAAUUGUGGUUUAACGUGUUCGAGUUGAAGUAAUUUUCAAGGUCGCGAUUUUUUGCUUAUUUUUUUAAAGCGUUCCACUCGUCUCUUGCGCCUGUAUCUGGCCAUGAAAUUUAAAAUGGACCGGCUAUCAAGAAUUUUGCGUAGAUGCUCAUAAAGAACCGGCGUUAUUUCAAUUUAAAAUCGUAGAAGCGGGAAAAUCUUACAUUAGACUCAUGCAAUCCAAUUGCAUUUUAAUACCUUGUGUAGUUCACAUUUUCCAACCUGUUGUAGUUUGUGCCAUACGCCUAGUAACAAACUUCGCGUUCUUCGGAUUGAGUUGGUUUGAUCUAAGAUGUCGCUAUGGUGAAAUCAGUUGGGGAAAGUGAGAAGUUACGAACUAACUAAGAACUAUCGCCUAUGUAUGCUGUGGUCGGCUUUUUGAAACAAUUAAAGCCGAAAUUCGUUUCUUUGAUUUUAUAAUUACGUUCAACUAAUGAGGUAGCGGCAAGGUUAAUAGGCAUUAUAUUUGUAAACACGCUAAAAUACACCAAUGCCUUCAAAUUACUGAAUAGUUAAUUAUUAAUGUAAGUAUGUUGUUGUUGGACUUUCUUGUUUUUAGAAUCAUCUAUUUGAGGAUCAUAUACAACUAUUUUGUAAAGGAAAACGCAAAAUCUAAAAGAAAAAUAAACAAACCAAAACGAUCUAUAAGGUUAAUUUGUAAGUGAUGUAAAUGUAAAAGACCGUCUCCGAAAUUACUGCUGGCAGUUUACACCAGUAAUUAAUAAAUUGCGCACCCCUGAUAUUUGUGCCCACUCCAAAAUAUUCACCGUUUGGGAAUCUUAUCUAUUUUUUAUGUAGCUUGCUGUUGUUUCAUCAGUGAAAAUUUAAUUAACUCUUCCACUCCCCAGAGUAACCAACAAGAACAUUCUUCGGACAUUAUCGUUACAUUUUCAAAGCAGAUGAAAGCGAAAAGAAAUAUCACUAGGGGUAUAUUGUGUACUUUAGACCCAAAUACUCAAAGCUCAGAUUUUAAGAAAUUUACGACUGACGGUUAGGAUAAUUGAUAUCUAAUGUGAAUGAAAAAUACAGAAAUUCGUGUGACUGGGGUAUAUCAUUACAUGAUCUUCUCCGAGAAAAGAAAUGUCGCUAAAUCUGAACAAUUUCUCUCGAUUACCUCUUUGAUCGCUUAAAUUUUACCAGAUAUCGCUCGCUUGUAGCAUCUCAAGCAGCAACUAAAGCUUCUACUUGACUAUUCGUUCAUUUUUCAAAGGAAGGCUAUGUUUGUUUACUGUUUCCACUCAGGCCUAAGCAUACAUGACGAACCUGUGCAGUUGGCGUGCGCCGGGGAUCACUCCACAUUGGUUCUAUCGGGCUUGGACAUGAUGCAUGUCGGGUAAGUAUGGGAUAGCUAUGGCACUUAAUUCAUAGAGACACCUGUUGUACUGUUGAAGCUAGAAGACUAUCAAUCAAACAGUUCAAAAGGGACCUGAUUUCAUUGCUGGUUGGAUAACGGUAGCAGACAAAUGCCCGCCUACAAUUUUUUUACAUUAAACGAGUUGUGUUAUGGGUUUUACAUCUUGAAAAAUGUAUGCUGAGUUUUUAUUCGGCUUUUUUCAAUCCUACCCAAUUUCCCCCAUCCCUAUCUAUUCACGUAUCUCUCUGUAGUCCUUCACGAUGAAGGAGAGGGGUGGGUGGGGGAGUGAAUAGUAGUCUUUUCGCCCUUCCUCCCAUCCCCGCCCGCCGCCUCUAUGUCCAAAACAAACAUGGCCGGUUGAAUAAACGAUCGCGAGCUUCUUAAAGUUAAAUCGAACUUCUAAGAUGCCCUAAGUCUCGUUUGUUUAUUUUUUUUUAUCCUCAGAUUGGGAACUGUUUUGUGUCCACCCCGCUCGCCGAUCAAGUGUACCACCAAAUUGAAAGCUCGCAUUUUAGUUUUUAACGUUCGUGUUCCUAUCACCAAGGGAUUCAUGGUGAGUAGCCAUUGUGGAUUUUUACAAAUAAACUAUGUUAGGAAGAUUUUUCAGAUUUUCUCGGAUUUUUCAAUGAUUUUAUGCCCAAAAAAAAAUACAUUAUUAAGCUUGAAAAGAGAAUCUCUUUGACGAGCGGUUUCAACUCACAUCAUUGGAAUCUAACUUGACGAUGUUAAAUAUUUUAUCGUGGCUUUUUGGAAUGUGAGUCGCUAAGGAUGGUGGUCACUCUUAAAAGCAUUUCUGGUUUCCUUGUGAAAUGCAGCCUCCUAAUUAACUGGCAGAGUGUUAGAUUUUGUGUUAAGAGGUCUGAGUUCAAACCCUGGCCGGGUCAUUUUACGCGAUAGUUUACUCUGUGUGCAUGAGUACAAGAAAAUUGUGAGAGAAACUUGAAGAAUCAACCCUUGACCUCUAAGCUUGACUAGCGCCUAAUUUCUUCAUACAAUAUCAGCCCUGAAUCAAACAUCUAAGUCACAAGAAUAAAGAAGCUCUUGAUUGAGAAGCAAAUUCUCCCUCGUCAGCACCUUAGGAAAUGUAUAAAAAACAGUAUGGAGAAUAUGCAUACUGAUGUUAGGGUGUAAACAUCUUUAACCUUACCGUUCGAAAUAAGUCUGUCUGUACAGUCACGAACAAGCCUGCUUAUUUGCCUACAUUCCUUUGCAGACCCCUUGUAAAUAUAAGAAAGCUUGCAUGAGGCUCGAUAUUUUGAGAGGUUUUUAAGUGAUUUUAUGUGAGUAAAAAAAUAUACACUCAACUGGGAACUGACUGUUCAGUUCACAUCCAAAUACGGAAACUGUGGAUGUCGCUUGACUCAGUUCAUUAAUUAACCGUUCUUAAGUUGUUCCUGCCGUCGUGUAGGAAUUUUGUUAAACGUACGAGAUAAGGAGCGAAAAUAGCAAACCUGAAAAUACUCCAAGAGUCGACAGAGUAAACAAAAUAAAAAGAGUUGACGUAAUCGACAGAGUUUACAAAAUAAAAAGAGUUGACGUAAUCGACAGAGUUUACAAAAUAAAAAGAGUUGACGUAAUCGACAGAGUUUACAAAAUUAACAGAGUGUACAGAGUAGACAAAAUCAACAGAGUGUAGACAAAAUCAACAGAGUGUAGACAAAAUCAACAGAGUGUAGACAAAAUCAACAGAGUGUACAGAGUGGACAAAAUCAACAGAGUGUAGACAAAAUCAACAGAGUGUACAGAGUGGACAAAAUCAACAAAAAAACAACUAAAAAUCAAAAAGCGGACAAAAUCAAUGCAUAUCUCGGUAUCACGAACAUUUUGGUUGUUUUUUCGCUUACUCGUUAAAUCGUGGUUUUCAAUAAAACGAACCUCCGACAUAACGAACAAGUUUCCCCAGUCUCUUGGCACUUCGUUGAAUUGAGGUUACACUGUAUCUUAGUCUUCUGAACGUUCAGUACAAGGAUGGAAAUGCAGUUACCACUUCAUUUCCCAUACGGUCAUAAAUAACUCUCGUAACGUAACACUUACAUUCCGUAAGACCAUGCUCGCCAACAGCGUCCUUAAACCUUCUUUUUAACACAAGUGUAUUUUGAUAAUUUUCAUCCAUUUCCUCCAAAUCAGGAUACAACAGAGUCGCCCUGCAGAGUUCUCUAAUUUCUUUAAGUUCUUUACUGUAAAAAACACUUUUAUCCCUUUUCUUAGGGUACAUGUGUGUUUUGGCGAUAUGUACCCAAUUUGGCUUCCUCAUCCAUUCUUCGGAACUUAAGUUUACCUUUAAUGUCGGACGUUUUCGUACAGCACACCUUUGUUGAAUUCCUCUCUUUUUCAUAGGCAUGUCGAUGUGGAGACUCUUGUUCUUAUCUCCCUUCCGCCUCGGGUAUACACGCUGCCCUUGCCGAGCGUGUAUUGCUGAUUUGUUGUCCUCGUCUCUCUUCCAGCUUGUCCUCGUAUAUGCACUUUCCUUUUCCCAAGCCUUCUCAGGAUAUUCUUGUACUAUCUUUUUGCUUUUCAUUCCGUACUUGUACGUUUAUUUAUUUUUUGACGAAGUUGACAAAAUCGACAAAGUCGACGUAGAGGUAAAACUCUAGCUAUUAUUUUUUUCUCAAGUGGUUCUGAGUGCGGUCCGUAUUGUCUGCUUAAGGUGCCCGUACUGUGCACGGUACUAAUUAAUUUUUGUGUUUUCUUCCGGGCAUUAUUUUCAAGCAAAGUAUUUUAACGCAAAAGCCCAUUAAUAACUCAGUAAUCGUCUCUUUUCUCACUCUUAAAUCACUUUGGUUGCCAGCAGAAAAUUGUUUUCGAAAUGAAUUUAGGGUAGCAAGUGUGUCAUUUGAGUGAUUAAGCAAGAGGACGGUAAAGUCAUUUCAGAACGGGAAAGCGCGCCGAUAGCAUGGACAUGACUCUAUUUCGACUUCCGGUGUGGAGCGUUGCCGUUUCCCUCAACAAGUUCAGAACGUCAUUUCGCAGGCUUUCCCGUCACGAUCAAAACGCCUGGGAUUUGCGUAAAUUGUGCACUUAUAAAUGAGAUAAUGCUGUCUGGAAUGAUUUCAGAACUCAUUUCCAGCAUAACCGGGUCACUUUCUUUGUUUUAUUCGGUGUAUUUAAAUGUACCGCUACAUUUAUGCUGGAUUUCCGAAAGGAAAUACGAUCGUUAGCAAACGAUCCAAGAUUUCAGGGCUCAGUUCGCUUUUAAUUGAGCAAGGCUUUAAACAACUUAAGGGCUUCUCUUUGAUACAUUUCUUUAACCCUGUAUGAAAACUCUAAGAAUGGGAUGCUGUUAAUUUUAUCGUGAAUUAAUUCAUCAAUAAAUUAAACUUGCUUCAUGUUUAAGUUUAUCAAAAUGAAAUAUUACGAAGCUUACCUACUGUAUUAUUCAGUGUCAUUUCUUUAAAAAAUGUUCUACGAAUUGAAGUCAGAGAUGAAAAAAUUCAAUGUUAAUACAAAGGAACCAUCCAACUGGAAACCAUUCUAUUCAUAUGCAAAUACGAAACGUGUGGAUGUCGCUUGUUCAUUAUCCGUUCUGAAAUUGUUUCUGCCGUAGUCUAGAAACUUUUUUUUUUAAUGUUCAUCGUGGUCCAUCUUCUCUUGAGGUUACGAGAUAAGUAGCGAAAAUGGCAAACCUGAAAACACUCGCUAUCGACAAUAUCAGGUUAUUAAUGAGCUUGAGGCAGUUUCUCAAUGGGAAUCCUUCCUUCGAGUGCGAGAGGUUCCAAAGAUGAACCAAAAAUAACAAAGUUUUCAGUAACAGCGUCCACUGAUACAGACUUGCCUCCAGUGACGGGUGGUCCCAGGUCACGUUCCUCGUCUUAACCCCUCCUACGCAGAUAGCUGACACCGUUAUGGCAAAUAUCGAAUAGUACUAAGCUCUUAGAUAGCCAUUGCGCGUGUUUAAAAGGAAGAUGGUGAUCGUGUCUUCGCGAACACGGGGUAAAGGAAAUAUUCUUGUGCGUCCUCCACGAAAAUAUCGAGCUUUGGAACUUCGGAUGUUGCGCCACGAUGGAGAGCGACAGAGAAGUCUGUGGUUACCUAGGCCAUUUCAAGACUCGCAUAUGCCAAGCCUUUGCAUAAUGCCAGAAUCAGCAACGUUGACGGCAUCGCAUGAGUGUUUAUUAUGCUUCAAGAUUACUUAACAUUCAGUUAAUACUUCCUGUAACUAAGCUACAGUUAUUACUUUCUGCAAGGAAAGCAAAAUGAUAAUGUGAGUUAUAUCAAACUGAUCAGAUUACUGAAGCACAUCUUGUUUUUCGUGUUUGCAUAAAGUCUGAUAUUUUCGAUAAACACAGGCGUCUAAAAUAUUGAGUGAAAAGUAGUGGAUAUUGUGAAUGAAUAAAAGAAUGAAAAGACUACCUGAGUAAAAAGUGUGGCGUAAUCGUUAUGUUUGUCAGUCGUUUUCAUCUUUCACACCUGCAGAAGUGUGGAACAAAGAAAAAAAUGACCAACACAAAGCUAAGUUUGUUAGUCCAUUUGACACUUAGUAGAAAAUAAAGGAUGACGAGGGGUCUUUGUAAAUAGGAAAGUGUGACAUGGUCUUCAGUUUAUCAGACUUUUCCUCACUUCCCUACCUCUCUAGGAGUUUACAUUAAAGGAUAAAUGGCAAAGGUUUUUUGGGCAUGGUAAAAUGCAACAUAUUUUGUCACUCUGUUCCAUAAUUCCAAACUUACGAAGAGCUUGCUUAGUAAGCAGUGUAUUAACUCUUUAUAUUAUGGCCAGGGUGGACAUGGCUUGUUACUGCAUUUCGAAUUGGAGAGUAGUUUUCCGUAAAACUUGGCCUGUCCAACCACUUCUUGGUCAAUGAAACGACAUUGGUUUUUUGGAAUACAUUAAGGAUACAUUUAGCUUAAAGCUUUUCCGGCCCCAAAAGAGAGUUUCAAGUACUUGCAUGGUCUGUUAUUCCAGAUGUUGAAGAAUUCAUUCCUUGGUCAUUAAGCGUCUCACACAGAACAUUUUAGCAUCAUUUCUAAUUGGAGGGAUUCCUUAAAGGCGUGAUACAAUUUUUCGUUUUUAUAUUCUUAGAUUUUAAAGUUUUUAAAAGAAUUGGACGGCACCAAUACAGUGGCGUUGGGAAAACAAUGAAAAGAAUCCUAUGUUCUAUGACUUUUUUCGCUAGGUAAGGAAAGUUAUCUGUUCUAAUUUUAUCGUCUGUCCUCAGGUAUUGUUCCACUACAAAACGUUAAAUGAACCAGCUACCAUCCAGAGGCUUUGUAGCGUUUUACACAAGAGUACAGGAGAAAUCCUACAAAAGAAACCCAGGUAAGAAAGCUUAUGUAAGUUACCACAAGGAAAGGUUAUCCCCAUGGCGAGAAAAUCAAUGUUCCAUUUAGUGCUUAGUGCUUACUGACAUUUUCACGUCGAUGUAGCCCAUAUCGAACAUAUGAUACUUUGACACUAUUUGCAGUCGUUUGUGUGACAUACUGAGUUUAACCAAAACCAAGGCAAUCCUGAGUUACUUUGUACACUCAAUUUCAACUUGUUCUACUGUUUUCUCAUCAUGUUUCCUUACCUCUUCAGAUGUUUAACAAAGAACUCAAAUGCGGAGGUUGUAAUUCACACCUACAAACCCGUUUGUGUUGAAUUAUACAAAGACUACAAAGAUCUUGGAAGAUUUAUGCUGCGCUACAGCGGUGAAACCAUAGCCGCGGGCGUUGUAACAGAGGUAGGCCUUAAGCCCUUCAACCCUUUCUGGUGUUAAUCGUUUAGGCUAUUUACUUGUGUCCUUAUAUAAAGAUGGGUAAUCUUUCAAACGAACAGAAAUGAACGAUGUGUUGAAAGAGUAUUUUUUGUCAUGAGAAUAGCUUUCACUAGUUACGGGUGACGUUUGGUAAACGACGUCUUUUUGAAGAAUUGGCGUGUAUUACGUGAGAGGUUCAACCCUUGUUCCAUCCCC